This is a messenger RNA of Anthonomus grandis grandis, 1181 nucleotides long. RefSeq names its product ubiquitin-like protein 7. The transcript has 5 exons. Gene Ontology annotation, biological process: ubiquitin-dependent protein catabolic process. Gene Ontology annotation, molecular function: polyubiquitin modification-dependent protein binding. Lineage: Eukaryota; Metazoa; Arthropoda; Insecta; Coleoptera; Curculionidae. Bases 118 to 1074 code for a protein of 318 amino acids. The record is from RefSeq and is a predicted model, not a curated record. Gene Ontology annotation, cellular component: cytosol.
UGUCAAUGUCAAACGAAAAAAACAAACAAUCACAAAGACUGUGCAAAUUUUAAACAAUCAUUGUCUGGACAUUUUAACAGCAACAUUGAGGCACCGGUAGACCCGAAGAGGCAGAAAAUGGCCCUGAGCAUAUUCUUAGGAAUAUGGAACGAGGAUAAAUUGCGCAGGGUAAAAGUGGACGACGUGGAUUUGGACUCGAACGUGGAAAUCCUCAGGCCCCAUUUGACAAAGGAGUUGGGCGAGAACCCCGAUGACGAUUUCGAACUUACUUUUUGUGGUUUCUUGUUGGAUGACAAGAAGCCUUUGUCAAGCUAUGGGGUCACCGCUGGAGUCACCAUUCAUGUUAUUGAGAAGCUGAAACCUAAGCAGUCUGCCAAAUGUGAGCCACCCAAAAUAAACGAAGCGUUUAUCCAGGAACUUGCUAGUUCUUACAGGAGUUUUAGGGCCUCCCCAUCAUUUAGAACCACUUUACAUCGCCUCGAAAACCCUACAGACUUGGAUAAAAUAAUAUCUGCAGUGCCCGGACUGCAAGAUGACCCUAUGGCAAUAGCUUUUAUAUCGAAACCAGACAUUUUAACCCAAUUGGAAGACCCAAAAACUUGUUGGAAAAUUGCAGAGCGCAACCCAACAAUACUGUUGGCUGUCCGCUAUAUUAUCACCGAGUUUCACAAGACCACUCCAGUAAGUGGAACCGCGGCCUCUUUUCAGCCGCCCCCGUCGUCCGGUCACUCGUAUUCGCUGGACGCCCUAUCGGACGACGACGACGACAUGGAGGGCGACGGACCGUCUUCAGGGGGCGGCAUCACAGCCGCCCAUUUGGCCGCCGCGUUGGCGGCAGCCGCGGGGGGCGGAUCACCGUCCGCUUCCAGGAUCGGGUCGAUGAUUACGCCCGCGAUGUUGCAGGACGCUUUGACGCCCGCUGCCGGCGGAACCGGAAGGUAUGCGACUCAGCUACGCCAAAUGCGGGAUUUGGGGCUUAACGACGAGGGGAGAAACGUGAGGGCCCUCACGGCGGCCGGAGGCGACCUGCAGGCCGCCAUCGAUCUUAUUUUUAGUGGGGCAUUGGACGAUUAAUAUAAACAAUAUAAUUGAUGGGGUUUUUACCUUGUAAGGAUUUAUUUUAAGUUGCAAGGGUGUCUAUUUGUACAUUUUGUGGAAAUAUACAUUUUGAUUUAUUUAAA